AUGCUUACCCUGAAUGUCUCUCACAUCAAUCAUCACAGUUUUAUACUGACAGGUAUACCAGGAAUGCCAGAGAAGAAUCCUUGGAUGGCAUUCCCUCUGGGACUCCUCUACACUCUCACUCUUCUUGGCAAUUGCACCAUCUUGUCCAUUAUUAAGAUGGAUAGAAGCCUUCAUGAGCCCAUGUACUACUUUCUCUCCAUCUUGGCACUGUCUGAUGUGGGUCUCUCCAUGUCCACCCUGCCCUCCAUGCUCAGCAUUUUCUGGUUCAAUGCCCCUGAAAUCCCCUUUGACGCCUGUAUCACUCAGAUGUUCUUUAUCCAUGGAUUUGGAGUGGUGGAAUCUGGGGUGUUGGUAUCCAUGGCCUUUGAUCGCUUUGUGGCUAUUCGAGAUCCUCUGCGUUAUGCUUCAGUCCUUACCUCUGGGGUCAUUGGCAAGAUAGGAUUAGGUGUCAUUGCCCGAGCUGUCUGUGUGGUCUUCCCUGUGCCAUUUCUGAUCAAGAGGCUGCCUUUCUGCAGUUCUAAUGUCCUCUCCCACUCUUACUGCCUCCACCAGGAUGCCAUGCGACUUGCUUGUGCUAGCAUACGUGUCAAUAUCCUUUAUGGCCUAAUCACUGUCAUUUGUACUCUGGGACUGGAUGCUCUUAUUAUUCUCUUCUCUUAUAUGCUUAUCUUGAAGACUGUACUAGGUAUUGCCUCAUGGGCUGAGAGGCUCAAGGCCUUCAAUACCUGCCUCUCCCAUAUCUGUGCUGUGUUGCUCUUCUAUGUACCCCUCAUUGGUGUCACCAUGGCCCACCGUUUUGGGAAGCAUCUGUCACCCAUUGUGCACACACUGAUGGCCAAUGUGUAUCUAUUACUCCCACCUGUGCUUAACCCCAUCAUCUACAGUAUAAAGACCAAACAGAUUAGAAAGCGGAUAGUCCAACUAUUCAUUAGGAGAAAAGGCAGGACUUAG
This is a messenger RNA of Monodelphis domestica (gray short-tailed opossum), 951 nucleotides long. RefSeq names its product olfactory receptor 51H1-like. Lineage: Eukaryota; Metazoa; Chordata; Mammalia; Didelphimorphia; Didelphidae. Gene Ontology annotation, cellular component: plasma membrane. Gene Ontology annotation, biological process: G protein-coupled receptor signaling pathway. The record is from RefSeq and is a predicted model, not a curated record. Gene Ontology annotation, molecular function: olfactory receptor activity; G protein-coupled receptor activity.